AUGACGGUGGUGUACUUCGAUUGGUUGGACUACCUCGUCUUCGGGACGAUGCUGUUGGUCUCCUCUUUGAUUGGAGUCUACUUUGCGUUCUUUGCCAGCAAGAAGCAAAAUACAACAGCCGAAUAUCUCAUGGGAGGGAAAACUAUGGGCAUUUUCCCAAUAUCAAUGUCACUCAUAGCCAGUUAUAUUUCUGGUAUAUCGUUACUGGGAUUACCGGCUGAAAUGUACACAUAUGGAACUCAACUCUGGGCUAUAGUGUUGUCUGAAUGGGUAGUGUCUGUAACGAUCGCUAUUGUUUACCUGCCCGUUUUUUAUAAUUUGCAAAUCACUUCUACUUAUGAGUAUUUGCGACUAAGGUUCAACCAAAAUGUACGCCUUUUGGGCUCGAUUAUAUUUAUCAUAAAAAUGCUACUAUACAUACCUAUAGUAAUUUACGUUCCUGCAUUAGCUUUUAGUCAAGUAACUGGUAUCAAUAUACAUAUGAUCACACCCAUCGUUUGUAUCGUGUGUAUAUUUUACACAACACUCGGAGGAUUAAAAGCAGUCGUGUGGACGGACACCCUACAAACCAUACUGAUGUACCUGGGUGUUGUUUUUGUGCUGGCUUAUGGGACUUGGAUGUUAGGAGGUAUCGGUAACGUAUUUGAAAUAAACAAGAAAGGUGAUCGACUUGAUUUUUUCAACAUGGACCCAGAUCCUACCAUUAGGCAUACGUUUUGGAGCACUGUGUUUGGCAACUAUUUCAGUUGGUUGGCUUCGUGUAGUGUCAACCAAGCGAUGGUACAACGCUGUCUUGCAUUGUCGACGUUAAAGAGAGCUCGCAUAACAAUAUUUAUAAUGGCUGCGGGUAUCUACAUAAUCGUAUCACUGAGUUGUUACACUGGACUGGUGAUAUAUGCCACUUUCGCGGAAUGCGAUCCACUUUCUACUGGAGCCAUUAAGAAAAGCGAUCAACUGCUCCCUUAUUUUGUGAUGACCAUCACAGGAUCAAUACCAGCCCUUCCAGGAAUUUUUAUGAGCGGAGUUUUUAGUGCAGCAUUGAGCUCCAUGUCAACCGGGCUUAAUUCAAUGUGUGGGGUGAUUUUCGAGGAUCUAAUAAGACCAGCUUAUAAUAAACCUAUUUCUGAGAAGACUGCCAGUUUUAUAAUGAAAAUUAUCGUUGUUGUCAUAGGAGCAACGUGUGUCGCUUUGGUGUUCCUUGUGGAGCAUAUGGGAGCUUUAAUUCAAGCGGGUAAAAGUUUGUCGGGUAUCACUGCUGGAAGUCUGUUAGGACUGUUCUCAAUGGGACUCUUCUUGCCUUGGGUCAACGCAACGGGUGCAUUAGUAGGAGGUGUGACGUCGACUCUCCUCGUUGGCUGGAUAUCUUUAGGUACCCAAGCAGCUAUGAUGCGCGGUGAUAUAGUGGUAACUCCGAAACCAGUAUCAAUCGCAGGAUGUUCUAAUAUCACCACGAUGGCAACGCCACUGCCAUCUAUACGCCAUGGUGUUGAAUUCGAUAGGUCGGGUACGUUUUUCCUAUACAGACUCAGUUAUUUAUACUACACUUUGGUGGGGAUGACGGUAUGUGUAAUCAUAGGAACAAUCGUGUCAUAUUUCACGCAGCCGAACGAUCCAGCCAUGGUUCAUCGUGAUUUAUUGACUCCAAUUAUUCAUCGGUGGCUGCCUGCUCAGGACCCACGCACUCGCCGCCCUCGUCUAACCCAGCAUGACAUUGAGAUGCACGCGCGUGAUCUCGAACGACUGCGUGCUCAGUCACCUUACAUGAAAGUCAGUAGCAGCCACGACGUAGACUGUGUGAAUAGAAGAAGAUUAAGUAGCCAUUACGAUAAUAUCGGAUAA
Diatraea saccharalis (sugarcane borer) is the source of this 1839-nucleotide messenger RNA. The record is from the annotation of a GenBank genome assembly. Lineage: Eukaryota; Metazoa; Arthropoda; Insecta; Lepidoptera; Crambidae.